Dinoponera quadriceps is the source of this 2428-nucleotide messenger RNA. It is a transcript of the gene pch2, whose product is annotated as pachytene checkpoint protein 2 homolog. Gene Ontology annotation, molecular function: ATP hydrolysis activity; ATP binding. Gene Ontology annotation, biological process: reciprocal meiotic recombination; meiotic recombination checkpoint signaling. Bases 248 to 1480 code for a protein of 410 amino acids. The transcript is spliced from 6 exons. Gene Ontology annotation, cellular component: chromosome; nucleus. NCBI's taxonomy places the organism in Eukaryota, Metazoa, Arthropoda, Insecta, Hymenoptera, Formicidae. The record is from RefSeq and is a predicted model, not a curated record.
UUCGCGAUUAUAACGAUUUUAAAUUUUGAAUUUUGUACAUACAUGCACGACUGUACGCAUUUGACAGUAAUUACUUAAAAAAUAAGUAUUUUAGAGUAGUAUUUUGUUACUUCAGAAGGAACAGAUACUCGUAAGAAAAAUAUAAGAUAAAGCUCCUGAUAUUUACUACACGGUACAGUGACUGUUUUCUCUCGUUUGUUAUAUUAUCAUACUUUACCAAUCCGUAAAAGUCAACGCACAGGAAAGCAUGGGGUGUGAGUUACAUUUGGAGAUAUGUCAACAUUCCUACAGUACUUUAUCGAAGGAACAAAUUUUAGAAGCUGUUAACACAGAGCUCUCAACGUGGUUGGAAAUUUAUCUUGAUACUAUUAUAUAUGGUAAAGAUUGCACAAAUCUUGUAUUAAAGGAACAUGUCGAGUCUAUGGUAUGCUCAGAUUAUAGCAGCCUUGAGAAAGAAAAGGUCUAUAUUCAAGAGGCUGUAUUUAAGUUUUACAUCUACAGUUUGACACAAGAGAUGGCUGCAACAGAAACAUUGCAGAGUGACUCUGAGGAACUGUCGGUUGCAUCUCACUGGGUGUUACCUUCGAUAGAAUUUCAUCACAUAUGGCAACAUUUGUUUUAUGAUAGUAAUAUAAAGAACGAUUUGUUGCAUUAUGUGGAGACAACAAUGUUAUUUUCUGAUCGUGGCGUUAAUUCUAAUGUUAUAAGUUGGAAUAAAGUAAUAUUGCUGCACGGUCCUCCAGGUACAGGAAAGACCAGCUUAUGCAAAGCUUUGGCUCAAAAAGCUGUCAUUCGUAUGAGAGAUUAUUUCACUCAUGGAGAAUUCAUCGAAAUUAAUAGUCAUAGUCUAUUUUCUAAGUGGUUUUCCGAGAGUGGGAAGCUCGUUAUGAAGCUGUUUGACGAGAUAAGAAAUCUGGUCCAAGACACAAAAGCACUGAUAUGCAUUCUGAUUGAUGAAGUAGAAUCGUUAGCGCACGCACGUAAAUCGUGCGCUAAUGGUACCGAACCGUCUGACUCUAUACGUGUUGUGAAUGCUUUACUUACACAAUUAGAUCAAAUCAAACGAUAUCCGAACGUUUUAAUUCUAACGACGAGUAACAUGACGGAAGCUAUAGAUCUCGCGUUCGUCGAUCGAGCGGAUAUAAAACAAUACCUCGGAUUCCCGUCGGAAGUGGCUAUUUAUCAUAUUUACCGCUCGUGUCUACGAGAAUUAAUGAGGACUGGUGUCUUGAAUCAUAAAGAGAUAUGUGACAUAUCAGAGUUAAAAAUGCUUGGAUAUGAAGAAACUUCAAACACCAAGAACAGCUUGAAACUGCUGGAAAUUUGCCGGGCGAGUGUAGGUCUAACCGGCCGUGCCUUAAGAAAGAUGCCAUUUCUCGCACAUGCUCUUUAUUUAUCCGGAGUCUCGAUUUCGUUGUCUCAAUUUCUGAAAGCGAUGCAAUUAGUGAUCGAAAAACGGAAAAGAGAAAGUUUACAAUGAUGAUGAGCGCAGAUAAAGAGGAAAAUCGUUCCCUUCUAUUUAUUAUUGAUAGGACGAUUGUUACAUGUUAUUUAUGAGUAUUAAAUGACAGUACUCGUGAAAUAUACUUAUCGACUAAUUGAGCCAUUUAUUUCGAGUCAUUUUAUUUAUUGUUCAUUACAUCAAACAUAUGAGGUAAUGAAUCGGUUGCGACGUCCUGUGACUGAUCGUAUCGUGGAAAACUGUUUUUCUUUAUCGCAUUUUCUUGGAUGGUUUGUUUCGAUGCUUAACACAUGCAUACGAGAAACCUUUCAUAUAAAAAAUACUUCUUAUUUUUAGCUGCUUUACAACGUAUAUAAAAUAAGUAAAAUGCCGUAAGAGGGGACACUUCCUCGUGUUCUCUUAUAAGAAUCUUGUAUUUGCUUCAUAGGAAGCAGACAUUCUAUUUCCUUCGACCAAAAUCAUGUUUGUUUCGAUAUAUAAUGAUAAAUAAACAGUUGCUGUUCCUUUAUUCUAUCAUGUGGAUAUCCUUGUUACAUGGAUGAGUGUUGUAAUUUCCGAAAUAAAUAAACUAAGAGACCGAUGAAAGACUUCGUUGAGAAGCAAGUAUCAAAAAUAGUGUUUAAAUAAAAGGCUUAAGCCGCUCUAAAAUUACAUGAUUUUUAAAGGCAUCUCUAAAUAAUUUUUUAUUGUAGCGGUCACGAAUCGAGGUACGGCCGACGUCGAUGUAUACCGUACUAUGCCUUAGAUCGAAAGUUACACGAUCUUCAUCAAAACCUGCGCUAAGCCCUGGGACGAACUUGACGGAUGUUGGAAUAAGCAUCGGAUCAGCACAGCGUCAGUUUCCUUCCAAAUUUUCAUCUCUAGAAUACUUGAAAUUUGCCAGGUCUUUGGUUUAUCCAUCUCUCGUACCAUCUUGUUCUGCAUCAACGAUUCUACUUGUAAGUCUCCUAUGAACCUGUCCGAAAC